This is a messenger RNA of Pipra filicauda (Wire-tailed manakin), 2430 nucleotides long. RefSeq names its product mitochondrial chaperone BCS1 (gene BCS1L). The transcript has 7 exons. The coding region runs from base 773 to 2032 and encodes 419 amino acids. NCBI's taxonomy places the organism in Eukaryota, Metazoa, Chordata, Aves, Passeriformes, Pipridae. Gene Ontology annotation, molecular function: ATP hydrolysis activity; ATP binding. Gene Ontology annotation, biological process: mitochondrial respiratory chain complex III assembly; protein insertion into mitochondrial inner membrane from matrix. Gene Ontology annotation, cellular component: mitochondrial inner membrane. The record is from RefSeq and is a predicted model, not a curated record.
GGCCGGGCUGGGCCGCUGCUGCGGAGGACGGUCGGUGAGGGUCCGGGUCUCCUGCAGGGGACGGUGGGGCUCCUGCCGCGGGGCUGGGGGACCCUGCCCACGGGACGCCUGGGAAAGAGGAAGGUCACACCUUGUGCUGGGGGAGCUGGAAUGCUGCGUGAGGGAGCAGAGCGGGUCUGUGCGUCUGCCGAGGGAGGCUCCCCCUCGUCCCCUGUACCUGACAGACCUGCUGAGGGAGCUGGAGAAGCUUCAGGCCCCCUGAGCAUGCGGGUGUUAUCCAGACAUGGAGGUGCUGCUUCCACCGCAGUCGUGUGCCCGUUCCCACCCGGCUCUCGGCUCGGCCUGGAGAUGCGCUUCAGCUUUGUCGAACAAUAAACCUUAAAUAAUUGCAGUGCUCACGAUCUCUGGUUGUUUAAAGAAUAAAACCCUGUAAAACACUGAGCUUCUUGUCUUGGCUGAAGAAGCAACACAUGCUCCCGUGCUUGCUGGAGAGCCUCCAGCUCCUGGCCCCCUCCUGCCUGGCUGGCCCAGUGGCCUGCAGAGAGGGAGGGAGCUCCUGCAGCCAGCAGCAUUCUGAAACCCUGGUAAUAAGCACAGAUGUGGGAGAUCCAGAUGUGCCAGGAAGCCUUUCACCUGAAGAACUGGCCACGACAAAGGCCAGGGAAAUGCAGGCAAUCCGUUGUGUUCUUUCCUGCCACUCAGUCUUUCCACGCAGGUUGGUUUGUGGAGCACAGAAACGAUGCUGUGGAAAGGAGCUGCUUAACCUCCCACGAUGCCCUUUUCUGACUUUGUCCUAGCCCUGAAGGACAACCCAUAUUUCGGAGCUGGGUUUGGCCUUGUCGGGGUGGGCACGGUCCUGGCAGUGGCUCGUAAAGGGGCCCAGUUUGGGCUGGUGGCUUUCAGGCGCCACUACAUGAUCACCUUGGAGGUGCCCAGCAAGGACAAGAGCUACCAGUGGCUGCUGAACUGGGUGUCCCACCAUGCCAAGCACACGCAGCACCUCAGUGUGGAGACAUCAUACCUGCAGCAUGAGAGUGGGCGUGUCAGCACCAAGUUUGACUUUGUCCCCAGCAUCGGGAAUCAUUUCAUCUGGUAUCGCAGGAAGUGGAUUCGCAUUGAGCGCAGCCGGGAGACGCAGGUGAUUGACCUGAACACAGGGACCCCCUGGGAGUCUGUCACCUUCACUGCGCUGGGCACUGACCGGGACAUCUUCUUCAACAUCCUCCAGGAAGCCCGGGAGCUGGCACUGCAGAAGCAGGAGGGGAAGACACUCAUGUACACGGCCGUGGGAGCAGAGUGGCGGCAGUUCGGCUUCCCCCGCCGCCGCCGGCCCCUCAGCUCCGUGGUGCUGGAGAAGGGCGUGUCGGAGAGGCUGGUUCAGGACGUGAAGGAGUUCAUCAGCAAUUCCAAGUGGUACAGUGACAGAGGAAUCCCCUACCGAAGAGGUUACCUGCUGUACGGUCCUCCUGGCUGUGGGAAAAGCAGCUUCAUCACAGCCCUGGCCGGGGAGCUGGAGUACAGUAUCUGCCUGCUGAGCCUUAGUGACCACAGCCUCUCUGACGACCGGCUCAAUCACCUCCUGAGUGUGGCACCACAGCAGAGCAUUAUCCUGCUGGAGGAUGUGGACGCUGCCUUCAUCAGCCGGGACCUGGCCGCUGAGAACCCUGCUGCGUACCAAGGCAUGGGGCGCUUGACCUUCAGCGGCCUCCUCAACGCGCUGGACGGCGUGGCAUCCACAGAGGCCAGGAUUGUCUUCAUGACCACCAACUAUGUGGACAGGCUGGACCCAGCCCUGGUGCGUCCUGGCCGUGUGGAUCUCAAGCAGUACGUGGGCCAUUGCUCCCACUGGCAGCUUUCCUGCAUGUUCCAGCGCUUCUAUCCUGAGCAGCCCGUGGCUGCAGCUGAGCGGUUUGCAGAGCAGGCACUGGCCGUCUCCAAACAGAUCAGCGCUGCCCAGGUGCAGGGCCACUUCAUGCUCUACAAGAUGGACCCUGAAGGAGCCAUUUCAAACAUAAGCUCUAUCCUGCUGUGACCUGGGGCCAGCAACACUGAGAGGACUGGGACAAAGAUGUGACCAUCCCAGAGAUGCCAUGAAGCUGCCCAGAUGCACAGGCCAGGUCUCUGUUCACCUUUACCCCUCCAAUGCCUUGUUUUGGAGAGUCAGAGCUACCAGCCUUGCAGCAGGGAGAGGGAAUCAGCUCUUGCUGCUCCCCAAAUUUGUGUGCUACUGCACCAGCCCUGCUCACCAGUGUGUGCCUCAUGUUGGGAUUUCUGUAAGCUGCUAACGCUCCUGGAUGUGAAUCCUCUUCCUUGUGGGUCAGCCUGGGGGUUUCCUUGGGGCAGGAUAUUGGGGUGCUACACUGCUAAAAGCUGCUGGUUUUUUAAAGGACAACGGUCUCACUGGUUUGUGAAUAUCCUCUGUGAAAUGCA